CUGAGACAUGGCGGAGCUUGCAGUUUUGUGGGAGAGCUCUUAAAGAGUUGCGGUACUUUGUAGCAGUUCGGACGGCGAAGGAAUAGCGAAAAAUACUACAGAAAAGGGCUAAUGUAGUUGUAACUGCUUACGAUGGAAGCGGUCAAGAAAAUAGGGGAAAUGUAGGACUUUUGGGACGGUGGGAAAAUGUACUGCUGUUUCAUAGUGCAGUCAACAGCCUUAGGCAACAAAUAUGGCUACUUGUGUCUCUUUCAAUUUGCGAUGAAAAGCUGCUCAACUCGGCCAUUCAUUACAAUGGCUGCGGUGCCGAUUUCCUAAAAGUGACCAUCCAGAAGAAGUUCUUGCUUGAUCGUUUUUACGGUUUUGAAUGUUUCGCCGAGGAUAAGAGCGCAGAACGCAGCGAACAGCCAUGGAACCUAAGCACAAAGAGUUGUUAGAUCAAUGCCACCAGAACUUAUUGGAGUCCAUUACAGAUGCAGACCGGGUGGUAGAGUUGUUGGGGAAAUCUGGCACCCUAAGCCCGCUGGAGAGGUUUGAAUUGGACAAUAACUGUUCGACAAGCUCAGAGAAAGUGGACCUUCUCUUGAAGAUGCUGGUGAAUAAGGAAAGAGACCAUUUUCAGGACCUGUGUGUGGCCCUGGAAAAGACGCACCCACACCUGUAUUCAGCCCUCUUCUUGAACGGCGGAGGACCAGUGGACCAUUCCUCCGGCUCUACGUACAGCGUGUUGUCCACCAUGCCGUCGGACUCUGAAAGCAGCAGCUCCCUCAGCAGCAUAGGUACGACCGGUAAAGCCUCGUCCCCGCCCCCGGCCCUGAUUGACAACCGGCAGAUGAGCGAGAAGCUGGAGACCAUCCUGUUCCAGCUGCGUCAGGUGACCAGGGAGCGAGACGACCUGCGCAAGAAGCUGGCGCUGUCGUCCCCGGGAACCACCUUCGACGACUGCCGGCCGAACUCCAAGCCGAGUCACGACUACGAGAGGCUGAAGAUGCAGUGCAUGAAGGCCAUGGCCGACCUGCAGUCCCUGCAGAACCAGCACACCAAGACCCUGAAGAGGUGCGAGGAGGCAGUGAAGGAGGCCGACUUCUACCACACACUACACAGCCGGCUCCUGAGCGACCAGUCCCAGCUGAAGGAGGAGAUGGACACCAUGAAGAGGGACAGCUCCCAGCUCGUGCGCGAACACAACCACCUGAAGCAGAACUGCGAGGAGCUGAGGAGGCUGCACGACGAGGGCCAGAAGGAGCUGGCCGACAUGAGGCUUCAACAGCAACAGGUAUUGAGAGAGAACGGGUCAUCGGAGAUUCUCAACAAGCUCUACGACACGGCCAUGGACAAGCUGGAGGGCGUGAAGAAGGAGUACGAUGCACUGCGGAAACGGUACAAUGAGAAGACGGCCAAUCACAACACGGACCUGAGCCGGCUGGAGCAGGCGGAGGAGGAGAACCGGCGGCUGCAGAAGCAGGUGGAGAUGCUGAUGAAGCAGAGGGACACGGCCAUCCACUACCAGCAGCAGUAUUCAUCCUCCAUGAGGAGGUUCGACUCGAUGCAGCAGGAGCUGAACAAAACGGCGUCCCAGAACAAGGAGCUGCAGCGCGAGAUGGAGCGGCUGCAGACGGACGCCACACGCUUCAAGACCCUGCAGCUGAAGGCAGUGAAGGACUCGGAGAAGUACAAGGAGGAGCGCGACUCGGUCUUCAACGAGUACCGCCUCAUCAUGAGCGAGAGGGACCAGGUCAUCAAGGAGGUGGACAAGCUGCAGACCGGCCUGGAGGUGGCUGAGGCCAAGCUGAAGAACACGUCCUCCGAGAGGAAGGUGGCCAGCGAGGAGAUGGAGGCGCUCCGACAAGAGCUGAGUUCGGCUCUGGUGGAUCGCGACCGGGCCAUCUGCGAGCGGAACGAGCUGCUGGAGAAGUACUGUCACGAGGUGAAGGACAAAGCCGAGGCCCAGAAAGAGCUCAACCAGGCCUGCAAGGACAUCGAGACCGUGAGGGAGGAGAGGGACGUGGCUCGCAAGGAGAGGACCGAGGCCAUCAUCCAGAGAGACCAGCUGCUGCGGGAGUACUACCAGGCCAGACAGAAGCAGGACUCUGCCACGAUGGACAUGGAGCGGGCCAACAAGGAGAUCGAGAUGCUGAGGAAGCAGUACGAGGCCAUGUCCCAGGAGCUCAAGGAGGCCGUGCAGGAGGCCGAGGUGGCCAAGUGCCGCAGGGACUGGGCCUUCCAGGAGAGGGACAAGAUCGUGGCCGAGAGGGAGAGCAUACGGACUCUGUGUGAUAACCUGCGGCGGGAGAGGGACCGGGCGGUGAGCGACCUGGCCGAGGCCCUGCGGAACCUGGACGACAUGAGGAAGCAGAAGAACGACGCGUCACGGGAGCUCAAGGAGCUCAAAGAGAAGAUGGAGAACCAGUUGGAGAAAGAGGCCAGGUUUCGGCAGUUGAUGGCUCAUAACUCUCACGAUUCGGCCAUCGACACGGAUUCCUUAGAGUGGGAGACGGAGGUGGUGGAGUUUGAGAAGGACCGGGAGGACAUGGAUUUGAAAGCACUUGGGUUUGAUGUAGCAGAAGGGGUAAAUGAUCCGUAUUUGCCAGGAGAUUGUGGAAUUUUUGUUACCAAGGUGGACAAAGGAAGUAUUGCAGAUGGAAGGCUAAGAGUGAAUGAUUGGUUGUUGAAGAUAAACGACGUUGACCUCACCAAUAAGGACAGGAAGCAGGUCAUCAAAGCCGUCCUCAACGGAGGUGGAGUGAUCAACAUGGUGGUCCGCAGACGCAAGUCCUUGGGCGGAAGAAUUGUUACUCCCAUACACUUAAAUCUGGUGGGACACAAAGACAGCGGCGUCGGUCUGGAGAGCGGGGUGUUCGUGGCCUCUGUGGCGCCAGGAAGCCCGGCCGCACGGGAAGGGUCUCUCACGGUGGGAGACCGGCUCAUCGCCAUAAACGGAAUUGCACUAGAUAACAAAUCACUGAGUGAGUGCGAGGCCCUGCUGCGGAACUGCCGGGAGUCUCUCAGUCUCUCGCUAAUGAAGUUCUUCCCGCAGAGUUGCUCCGGGCAGAACAUUUUCGAAAACCUGCGUGACGCGGAGAAAAGCUCCAACUGCAGGCUCCACUCCUCGGAGGUGCACGUGCGCAACUGCCGAAACUUGAAACACAACAGCUCCACCCAAACGGACAUCUUCAACCCGGACGGCGGCGGGGGGGAUGGCAAGAAGGACCCCGAGGACGCGUCCCUGUGCCAUCGGGGCCCCCUCCCCCUGCGCCCGGGCCCUGAGCACAGCCCAGGGCCCUUCAGCGGCCCCGUGUUCCAGGAGCGCUGCUACGGGAGGCCCGAGCCCGACAAGCGGCAGUUCACCUUCGACCCCUCGGCCGGCGACUGCAUCACCGUGGAGACCACGCUGGAGAAGGGCCCCGCCCAGAAGCACAGCGGCGGCACCUGGCCCAAAAUGGUGGUGGGCGGGGGCUCGGGGUCGGAGACCGCCCACCUCUCCAUAUUCAAGGUGCCCAAGCAGAGGAAGUCCAUCUUCGACGCCGACACCUUCAAGAGGCCGGACACGCCCUCCAAGCUGGAGUACCACUCCCCGCAGGCCUCGAAGGCGGAGAUGGCGCAGGCCCCGCCCACCCCGCCCACGCGGAGCGACUCCUUCAAGUUCAAACACAAGCAGCAGAGCAGCUCCGCCUCCGACUCCACGGUAACCGCGGGCUCCCCGCCCACGUCCCCGGCCCAGUCCCCCUCCACCCUGGGGCCCAAGCCCGAGGGCCUCCUGGAGGGUGUCCGCGACCGCAACGGAAACCACUACUUCAUGGAGGGCGGGGGCGACUGCAAGGUCCUGAGCUCCAGGAAGUCCUGCGAGGAGGACCUGAGCAGGCAGAGGGGGGACGAGCCAGAGGUGAAGAGGCAGAGGCCCAAAUCUGCCCCCGCUCUGAGGCGCAAGAUGACACCCCUGCAGAUCCCCAUCCCGGCACUGCAGGUGCAGAGCUUCUCUAACGACGAGCAGUCUCCAGAGCCCGGAGAGAUGAUGCGCUACUCACCGAAACGCUCGCACCGGCACAGCGUGGGCUUCGCCCCUCCGGCGUACAACGGCUCGAUGGCGGCACACUCGGCUCACCGAGGCCUGGCCCCCUGCCCCGCGGUCACGGCCGUGAUGAGAAACCCCAUCUACACCGCCUGGAGCCACCGCGUCCACACCAACAACUGCCCCUCAGUGCCCAGCCAGAUCUGCCACCCACACUCCCACCCCAGUCCCCAGCAUCAGGGCCGUCUGAGUUUGGACCUGAGCCACAAGCGCUCCAGCGACUUCUCCGAGCCAUCCCGCAGCAGAACGCCUCACGGCACCAACUCCCUGCCCUCCAGCGCCAGACUGGGUUCGUCGAGUAAUCUGCAGUACCGCACAGAGCGGAUUAAAAUCCCAUCCACUCCGCGAUAUCCCCGGUCCAUGCUGGGAUCCGACAGAGGCUCUCUCUCUCACUCCGAGUGCAGCAGCCCCAGUCUCAUCACCCCGCCCCAGUCCCCGCUCAACAUCGAGACCUCCUCCUUCGCCAGCAGCCAAUCGCAGAGCUCCAUCUCCACCCUGCCGAGGAUAUCCGUCAGUCCUGUCCCAAUGGGAGAGCGCAGGAAAGACAGGUAUCUGUUCCGUAACAGAUCCUUUCUCAGAAUCCCCCUGGCUCCUAGGCCUAGGUUCUCCUCUCUCAGAAGCCUGAGGCCGUACCUGGAGGAGCCGCGGAACGUGAUCGUGCACAAAGGCGCCGAGCCUCUGGGCAUCUCCAUCGUCAGCGGCGACAACGGCGGGAUCUUCGUCUCCAAGGUGACGGGGGGCAGCAUCGCCCACCAGGCAGGGCUGGAGUUCGGAGACCAGCUGCUGGAGUACAAUGGGAUCAACCUGCGCAAUGCCACUGAGCAGCAAGCCCGGCUCAUCAUCGGACAGCAGUGCGACACCAUCACCAUCCUGGCUCAGUACAACCCACACAUGUACCAGCUGGGCAACCACUCACGGUCCAGCUCACGGAUGGAACCAAUCAGCAAUCAGUCGACUCCCCUGGGCAGUGGAGCCACGACCCCCGACAAUCACUCCACCAUCGACACCCUGAGCGAGCAGGACGAGGGCACCAUGACGCCCCCUUCCAAGCAGACCACGCCCACCAGCAGCCCCCGCAGCUCCGUCAGUCGCAAGCUGCGCCGCCAUCACCCCAUCACCCACGCCCGCGUCUGUCCCCGCAGGAUGUCCGGCGAGGCGGCCCGGAAGGUUCCGGAGCCUCGGACGGUGACCCUGCGGAAGACGCAGGUGGAGCUGGGGGUGCAGAUCUGCGGGGGGAACAUGCACGGCAUCUUCGUGGAGAAGCUGGAGGAUGACAGCCCCGCCAAAAUGGCCGACGGCCUGGCGCCCGGGGACAUGAUUCUGGAGUACUGCUCGGUCCCCAUGCGGAAUAAGACCGCGGAGGAGGCCUACCUGGAGAUGCUGAAGCCUGCGGAGACGGUCACACUGAAGGUCCAGCACCGCAUCGACGAGUUCACCGCGCUCAAGGACGCCCCUGGAGACGGUUUCUAUAUAAGAGCACUUUAUGACAGAGUUGCGGAAAUGGAGCUGGAGCUGAGUUUUAAGAAGGAUGACAUCCUGUACGUGGACGACACUCUACCAAAGGGCAACUUUGGGUACUGGAUGGCCUGGCAACUUGACGAGAACGCCCAGAAGCUUGAGCGAGGGCAAAUCCCCAGCAAAUACAUGAUGGACCAGGAGUUCUACCGCAGACACAGCAUGUCGGAGCUGAAGGAUGAGAACGGCUCCAGUAAGACCCUCUCGGCGGCCGCACGGAGGUCCUUCUUCCGCCGGAAGCACAAGCACAAACGCAGCGGCUCCAAAGACGGCAAGGACCUGCUGGCCCUGGACGCCAUCAGCACCGACUCCAUCCCCUUCCUGGAGGACUGUGUGAGCCUGGCCUAUCAGAGGGUUCAGAAGGUGGAGUGUACCGCCCCCAGACCAGUCCUGGUUCUGGGUCCGUUGGUAGAUGCUGUUAAGGACAUGCUGGUUAAGGAAUCCCCAGGGAAGUUCUGCCGAUGUCUUCUCGAAGUGAUGAAGGCUUCUCAGCAAGCAAUAGAGCGUGGCGUGAAGGAUUGCCUGUUCAUCGACUACAAGAGAAGGAGCGGCCAUUUUGAUGUGACAACUGUGGCUUCAAUUAAGGAAAUAACAGAGAAGGAUUGUCACUGUUUGCUUGACAUUGCACCUCACGCCAUUGAAAGGCUUCACAGCGUUCACAUUUACCCAAUCGUCAUUUUCAUUCGGUACAAAAAUGCAAAGCAGAUAAAAGAGCAGAAAGAUCCCGUGUUCCUGCGGGAUAAAGUCUCUCAAAAACAUUCCAAGGAACAGUUUGAGAUUGCACAGAAAACAGAACAGGAAUACAGCAAAUUCUUCACAGGUAUUGUCCAAGGCGGGAGUUUGUCCUACAUUUGCACUCAAAUCGUGACCAUUGUGGAUCAAGAACAGAACAAAGUUCUGUGGAUUCCAGACGGAUCGCCCUAGAAGUGGAGCCCGGCCGCUGAAGCCUGCAGCCUCGCAUCUAUGUAGAAAAAAAAAAACACUAAAACCUUAACUAAAUGAAGGGGUACAAUACACUGAACAAUAUACUCAAACCGUGAUUUGUUCACACGUUAUUACUGCAAUCGAUAUAACCUGUAACACAACGCUUAAGUUACACUUCUCUGCAGGCGUAUACAUUCGUAUAGCACUGACGUUUUCGUUUCCGUAGUUUUUAUUUUUUUCCCCUCCCUCCUUUCCGAACGUCUGAUUUUAUUAGUGAUGCUGCAUUUGAAACACUCGUUUACAAAAACAGACUAUUUUCAGAGUAUUUUUACGUAACGCUUACUUGAAUGUGUACUUUUCUCGUAGUGGUCCCGCCCCCCUGACCCCUUAGUCCCUCUCCCCAAAUAAAACUUUGUCACAGGGAUGACGUCGAUGCAUGUGAGUGAAGAGUUUACUGGCCGCAAGGAAGUGCCUUCAGAAAUUGAGUGUUUGACAACAGGGUUAUCUUGGGGGUUGGGUUUAACGUCAGAAUAACGUAAAAACAGUUCAGUUCAAUCCUUUACAGGACAGACCACUGUGUUUUAAUAAUCUCUUUAUUUCCGUUUCUAUGACCUUAACGUCUAAUUAACUAAUAACUAGGUCACGGACCUAGUAGAGUGUAGCAGUCGGUAGUCAGCUCUUAGCAAAGAUUAGCAUGUUUUUUUUCCUCAGUUUUAUUUUUAUUUGUUCGUUUUGUCUCUUUUAAUGUAUCUAUUUAAAAAGAAAAACAUCAUCCUGGUGCAAUUUUGCAUGACUCUAAAACUUUUCCUCGUUUAAUCUGUGUUAGUGUUAUAGAUUUUUUUAUUAUUUAAGUGGGUUUUUUUAAUUCAAGUAUGAGGCACAGUAAGUUAAAUGUGUAAAUGGUGAUUCAUUCGGUCUUCAAUGCAAUGCCCUCUCCCCCUCUGUAUGUGGUGCCAAACUCCAGUAUCUCCAUUUGUUUUGCUUUUGUUUUGCACUUGUGAAUCUGUGCGCCCUUCACACAGAGUUGCAUUUAGAUAUGGAAUAAUUUUUGUAUCAUGUUCUAGGUACUAUAGUUGUACUGUACAAGCAAGUGUACAUUUAAGUAUAUCACGACUGUUCCUGACAUUUCAUUAUUGCCUGGCAUACAAUUGCCUUUUAUUCUUACCUUAAUUGGAGAAAGUAGUCUGCUCCUUGUUUGAAAAAGGGAUGUGUUCUUGCACAGUUUUUCAAAGAAAAAUAUGUCCUAAAGUUUGACUAUUGGGUUAAAAGAUUAAGAGCCUUGUAAUUAAAAGUAAAUUUAAUGUCAAACUCUCACAGGAUUGCUAGCAUAAGAUUUUUCAUGUGAGGGACGAUGCUUUUUCUAGGCGUGGUUGGAUUAUGACAGAGGAUAUACAUGAAACAGACAGGUACUGUUCUGAUUGGGAUUUUCUUUAUUAAAAAUAUGAUUUGUAUCAAAUGUUAAGAAAUUAAUGAGAAUAAAAGUCAUUUUUCUGUACCACAAAA
Conger conger (European conger) is the source of this 8011-nucleotide messenger RNA. It is a transcript of the gene dlg5a, whose product is annotated as discs, large homolog 5a (Drosophila). The record is from RefSeq and is a predicted model, not a curated record. Gene Ontology annotation, biological process: regulation of apoptotic process. The transcript has 34 exons. Lineage: Eukaryota; Metazoa; Chordata; Actinopteri; Anguilliformes; Congridae. Bases 410 to 6508 code for a protein of 2032 amino acids. Gene Ontology annotation, molecular function: protein binding.